UCUGUGCACUGCUCCCCUCUCUCUCUGUCUCCCUCUCACACACACACCAUGCUGCCCUGGAGAAGGAGCAAGCUGGUCCUGCUGGAUGAAGAAAGCCAGGCGAAGGCGAAGAGUUUGUCGGCCGGCGGUGUGACCUACAGCACGCUGCUCUCCUCCUUGGUGCGGGCAUGCCCUGGCAUUUGGCCGCAGUGCCCGCUGCCCCGGCUCGGCAACAUGUUCAGGAGCAGGCGGCAGAAGCUGCAGUUGACCCGGGACGCCCCGAGCUACACGGUCUGGUACCUGGGUAACGCGGUCACCUUUACCGCCCGCGGGGACGGCUGUACCGAGCAGGCAGUGGCCAGGAUCUGGGCACGGUGUGAGCAGGGCACAGCAGGUACCAAGAUGAAACUCACCAUCGGCCCUCACGGCAUCCGGAUGAGGCAGGCGGAAUACAAAUGCAAACAGAGCGGCCACUUGUACCUUCUGCACCGGAUCACGUACUGCGCGGCGGACGGGCAGCGGCGGCGGGUCCUGGCCUGGGUUUACCGGCACCAGGUGAAGCACAAGGCGGUGGUCCUGCGGUGCCAUGCGGUGUUGUUGUCCAAAGCUGCUCGGGCCCAGGAACUAGCGGCUCAGCUCCAGCAGCUCUCCCGCUCCGCCUUCACCGACUUCAAGCGGCUCAAGCGGCAGGAUGAUGCCCGCCACCGGCAGCAGCUGCGGCUCGGAGAGGGUAUGGUGCCCCUGGUACCCAUCAGGAAGCUCCUAAACAGCCAGUGCCCGUACCGACCCCCGCUGGAGGGGACCAGGAGUGGCCUCACGCUACUGCCCAUCGCCGAGGAUGUGGCCGGGGAGGAGCAGGAAGAGCGGGAGCUAGCCCCUGGCACUGAGACUGGUAUCGCCACCGUGUGCCACCAGCUCAGCUCCUGGCACAUCGACCCCUCCCUGCACCAGUCUCCCCGCCUAUACCCACUCCCCCCGGGGCAGGCACUGGGCACAGGCCGGGAGCGGGUGGACUGA
Messenger RNA from Rhincodon typus (whale shark), 996 nucleotides. RefSeq names its product protein FAM43B-like. The transcript has a single exon. NCBI's taxonomy places the organism in Eukaryota, Metazoa, Chordata, Chondrichthyes, Orectolobiformes, Rhincodontidae. The record is from RefSeq and is a predicted model, not a curated record. Bases 49 to 996 code for a protein of 315 amino acids.